Molecule: messenger RNA, 4028 nt
Organism: Doryrhamphus excisus (bluestripe pipefish)
Lineage: Eukaryota; Metazoa; Chordata; Actinopteri; Syngnathiformes; Syngnathidae
Gene: esyt2a
Product: extended synaptotagmin-like protein 2a
Biological process (GO): lipid transport
Cellular component (GO): endoplasmic reticulum membrane
Molecular function (GO): phosphatidylcholine binding; calcium ion binding; calcium-dependent phospholipid binding
Source: RefSeq, a predicted model, not a curated record
GGCGGGCCGAGGCGGGCCGAGGCGUCUCCUCAGCGGGAUGAUCUCAGGGGGAGACUGCCUGGUCGAAGUUGACUUGGUCGGCAUGUCGAGCACCGGACUUUGUCGGUGCUGAAUUCCAGUUCGUUGAUUCCGGAAGAUCGAAUGUGGAUUGUGCCAAUGUCUGGCAUUGUCUCUGCAGAGGGGAAAUGAGUAACAGUGUUGGCUCCCGGAUGGAUGGCUCAGCCGGACCAGUUGCCAUGGCAAAUGGACCUGUCUCAACAUCGACUGACACAACCAGCUCCACACUGGGCCCGCCCUCCGCCCUGGAGGAGCCGAGCAGCGAGCCUCAGUCUUCCCUAACGGAUGUCACCCAGAUGUGGGUGAAAUUUGCCAAGACGUUUGCCAUCAUCCUGCCGAUCUACAUCCUGGGCUACUUUGAGUUCAGCUUCAGUUGGGUGCUGAUCGGACUGGCCGCCUUGUUCUACUGGAGGAGAACACAUGGCAGCAAGGACUACCGGAUCAACCGGGCCUUGGCCUUCCUGGAACACAAGGACAUAGUUGUCAAGAAGAGUCUUCCUACCACUGACCUGCCAUCGUGGGUCCAUUAUCCAGAUGUGGAGAGAGUGGAGUGGCUGAAUAAGACGGUGAAGCAGAUGUGGCCGUUCAUCUGUCAGUUUGUGGACAAGUUGUUCCGAGACACCAUCGAGCCGGCGGUGAAGGGUGCUAACCCUCACCUCAGCUCCUUCUGCUUCACCAAGAUCGACAUGGGUGACAAGCCUCUGAGAGUGAACGGUGUGAAGGUUUACACAGAGAAUGUGGACAAGAGGCAGGUCAUCAUGGACCUGCAGAUCAGCUUUGUGGGGAACACGGAGAUUGACGUGGACAUCAAGAAGUACUACUGCAGAGCUGGAAUCAAGAGCAUCCAGCUUCAUGGAGUGAUGAGAGUGGUGAUGGAGCCUCUCCUGGGCGACAUGCCUCUCAUUGGAGCUCUGUCCGUCUUUUUCCUCAAGAAGCCGCUGCUGGACAUCAACUGGACUGGCCUGACCAACAUGCUGGACAUCCCUGGGGUCAAUGGUCUUUGUGACAGCAUGAUCCAAGACAUCAUUUACAGCUUCGUGGUCCUUCCUAACCGUAUCACCAUCCCUCUGGUGGGGGAGGCCCAGCUGGACCACCUCCUCUUCCCUGUGCCCAAAGGAAUCCUGCGGAUCCACUUCAUCGAGGCUCAGGACCUGCUGGGUAAGGACAAGUUUCUUGGCGGUCUAAUCAAGGGCAAGUCCGAUCCAUACGGAGUCAUCCGGGUCGGGAAACAGCUCUUCCAGAGCAAAGUCAUCCACGAGACGGUCCACCCCAAAUGGAAUGCCGUAUAUGAGGCCGAAGUAAUGGAUCCCACUGGACACAACCUGGAGGUCCAACUCUACGAUGAAGAUGCUGACAAAGACGACCCGCUGGGAAGUGUGACUAUCGACAUUGCCGAGCUCGCCAAAGACCAGACGGUGGACGAGUGGUUCGGGCUGGACGGCGUGGCCUCCGGGAAGCUGCACCUAAAGCUGGAGUGGUUGUCUCUCCUGUCAACACCUGACAAAUUGGACCAGGCGCUGGCCAGCAUUCGGGCAGACCGUGGCAAAGCCAACGACGGGCUGUCAUCCGCGCUGCUUGUUGUCUUCUUGGACUCUGCACGAAACCUGCCGCAAAAUCCCUUAGAGUUCAACCAAGGCGGGUCCAAGAAGGCCUCGCUCACUAAGGUCAUCAAGUCCGCCAAGAAAGUGACCAGUGAUCCCAGUCCCUUUGUCCAGCUGAGAGUGGGUCACAAGUCCCAUGAGAGCAAGACUCGCUACAAGACUCAUGAACCAGUGUGGGAAGAAGCCUUCUCAUUCCUCAUCCACAACCCCAGAAGUCAAGAUCUGGAGAUAGAGGUGAAGGAUGCCAAACACGAGUGUUCACUGGGCACGCUCAUUGUGCCUCUGAGCCGUCUGCUGGAGGCCGAGGACAUGACGCUAAACCAGCAGUUUCCUCUCAAGACCAACGGACCCAGCUGCACCAUCAAGAUGAAGAUGGCCCUGCGAGUAUUGUGCCUGGUGGGCAAAGAAGCAUCCUUGACCCCUGACCCCAAUCCAUCCUCGACGCAGCUUCGCAAGUCCAGCUCCACACAGCAGUCCUCCUCAUCUGACCUCCCCACGCAGGAGUCGUCGGCUUCGCACAUCCCGCGCUCAGCGUCUGUGUCAGCGCAGAACACCGUCAACCGCCGGUGGGAUGGCGAGGAACAGCACAGCGACGUGGCGGGGGGAAGGAUCGGAGGUCAAAGUGUGGCGGAGAGCAGAAGGAGCACAUCCAACUUGACCAACAUGGGCUCACAGCAGAUCCUCGGCGGAGGCAAGGAGGCCACGCCAAGCAUCGCCUCGGACAUCUCCAACCCAUACGCCACCCAGGAGCUGCAGCAGAGACUUCAGCAGCUGCAGAAUGGUUCUGGGCCCAACUCCUUCCCGCUGGGGGAGAUCCAGCUGACGGUGAGACACAGCUCCCAGAGGAACAAGCUGGUGGUGGUGGUUCACGCCUGCAGGAACCUCAUCUCCUUCACUGACCACGGAUCAGAUCCUUAUGUUCGCCUCUACUUACUUCCUGACAAGAGGAGGUCUGGCAGGAGGAAAACGCACACCCUGAAGAAAACACUCAACCCUGUUUACGAUCAGACCUUUGAGUUCAGUGUAUCCCUGGUGGAGCUCCACAGGAGAACGUUGGACGCGGCUGUGAAGAACGGUGGGGGUCUGCUCUCCAAACACAAGGGUCUUCUGGGAAAGGUGUUGGUGGAUUUGACCCACGAGGACAUGGCUAAAGGGUGGACACAGUGGUAUGAACUGAGCGAAGAGGGCCUGAGGAAGCCUCAUCGGAUAUAGGUUCAUAGGUUCAUCAUCAUGAUUCCACAUUUUUGUGCUGGUUUUCCUGUAGAAAACAAACAAGUAGCUUUAAGGUUCCUGUACUCUCGUCAGUUGCAAGGCAGACCUCCCCUUUAAGGCUAAAGGGAGAGUGCACAUUCUAUUUAUAACAUAAAUAACAAACUAUUUUUGUAAAUAUGUAGCACCAUGGCAGGUGUAUGCUCCAAAUGUAUAUCAUUUCUUUUUUUUUCUUCUGAAAAUAAGGUCUUGUCUGUGAUGUAAGAAGCCAGGAAUGCCGCUGUCAAAGAGAGUUGAAUAUUUUUUUUUAUUUUUUGCUAUUAAAAAAAAAACCUAAAGUCUACACUGGCUUCAUUUCACACAUUUUCUUAUGUCAGUAAAAGUAAGUCAAGUAAGUUUGCUGUGUAUUUUUAGUUUAGAAGUCUGAAAUGAAGCCGGUGUAAAGUGUUAGCAGUUUGCACAUCCUUCAACAUGUUAAAGGAUCAUUGGAGUUCCAAUGAACCCUUAAGAACCCUUAAGAACACUUUGAAUGUGCUAAAAUGUUUCUUGUACAACUUUGUGCUUGACUUGAACUCAACUAUGAGGCAAAUUUUGGACUGUGUCACAAACUUUUUUGUGUUCCACGUUUGUGCGCCAUCAUUUACCUUUAAGCACAAAUGGGUUUGGGUUCUUAUGGGUUAAAAUGUUAGUCAGGUGUUUUAAAGGAUGCUUUUAUUUUGCAAUUACUGAAAAGAUCUAUUCUAUAUUACAGUACGUCAUCCAUGUUCUUGUAGAAAACAUGCAGCUUUAAAGGAAACAUGUCUAACACAGCACCGCCUAGUGGCCACUUUUGCAAGCACGCUUUACUUCCGAGUGCUUUUGCAUGCACAUAAAUGCAAUUGAUAUCAUGUUAAGGCUUUUUAUAUUGUUUAUUGUUCAUGUAAACGUUUUGUUUAAGAGUCUUAAAGUUGAUUUUUUUUUAUGCCGACAUACCAAAGUCAGCCAGCAGCGAGUCUAGUUGGCCUGUGUGACCUUUGACCUGGAGACACGUGACAAAGACAGUAUUUAGUGUGGUGAAGAUAGACUGCGGCUUUGUUUUCUACUUUGUGCCUUAAAAACGUGUCGGUGCCUUCAUAGCUUUACUCUGGUAGAAGAAGAAAUAAAGGGCCUUUUAUCAGCCAA